AUGCCUCGAGCUGAUGGACCAUUUGAGGUUGUUGGAGUCAUUGGAGAUAGUGCUUACAAGAUUGAUUUACCAGAUGAAUAUGGAAGUUCUGCUUUCAACCGAUUUGACCGUCAUAGGCCUCCUACUUAUGAUGGUGUUGCUGACCUUGUGGCUCUGGAGAAUUGGUUAAGGGAAAUGGAGAAGCUCUUCACGGCAACAAACUGCCCUAUUGCUGAAAUGGUACCUAUUGGGACGUACUACUUGAAGAGAGAGGCUGAUAAUUGGUGGGGUACGGUGAAGGCUGCAUGUAUGGCUACUGCUGGAUUUGGGUGGACUCAGUUCUCCGCCAAGCUGAAGGAGAGGUUCUACCCUGAUGAGUUGCGCUGGCAAAAGCAGGAAGAGUUUCUAUCUCUAACUCACGGGAAUAUGGAUAUCCAAAAGUACACCGACCGCUUCACCGAGCUGUCUAAGUUUGCUGGUACUGUCAGUCCCACAGAAGCUGAGAGGGUUAAGAGAUACAUAAAGAAGAUGGAUCCUAGGGAAGAAGAAGUUGUUAAGGUUGCAUCUGUGAGGAAGCCUGUCCCAUCUGUUGCUCCUGGUCCGGCUAAGAAGCCGAGGUUUGAACCAAAUUUCCGUGGUGGAUAUCAAGGUUCCAGUUCUAGGCCGAGUUUUGAUCUGUCCAAGUGUCGGAGGUGUGAGAAGCCUAAUCAUCCGGGGAAGGAUUGUGAUGGAUCUGCUAUCGUUUGCUUCUACUGUAGGGAAGCGGGUCACAAGAGUUAUGAGUGUCCUAAGAAUCCAAGGGCUAUAGCUAAACGUCCUGCUACUUCUAGUCUUUCUACUCCACCGAAGAAUCGAGUUUACAGCAUGACUCAUUAUGACGCCGAUGUUCAUCCUGACAUCAUCUCUGGUACCUUUCUUGUUAAUUCAGUCCCUGCUUUUGUGUUGUUUGAUUCUGGUGCUUCCGUGUCAUGUGUGUCUAACUCUUUUGCCAAGAAAGCUAACCUGUCUUCGAGUUCUCCUCUUCGAACUCUUAUAUCUUUGCCUUUUGGUGAGAACUACCCUUGUUUUGCCGAGUAUCGUGAUGUGCCUAUUUUCAUGUUGAGUACUAAUCUUUCUGCCGAUCUCAAGGAAUUCUCCAUCAUUGAGUUUGAUGUCAUCCUGGGUAUGGAUUGGUUGUUUAAGUAUCGUGCUCAGAUUCAUUGCCGCGAUCAAAAGGUGACUCUUCGUAGUCCAUGUGGCAAGCGUAUCUCCUAUAGUGGAGUGGUGUUGAAGAAAGGGAUAAAGUUCGUGUCUGCUCUCAAAAUGCAAAAGCUUCGUCAGAAAGGAGAGCAAGUGUUCCUCUACAUGGUUAAAGAUUUGACUCAAGAGGUGAGGUUAGAGGACAUCCCCGUGGUUCGUGAGUAUCCGGACGUCUUCGCUGAUGAGUUACCAGGUAUCCCUCCCGAAAGAGAGGUCGAGUUUAGCAUUGACCUCGCUCCUGGUACUGCUCCUCUAUCUAAGGCCCCGUAUAGAAUGGCGCCUGCUGAAUUGUAA
Beta vulgaris subsp. vulgaris (sugar beet) is the source of this 1512-nucleotide messenger RNA. RefSeq lists its product as uncharacterized. The record is from RefSeq and is a predicted model, not a curated record. Lineage: Eukaryota; Viridiplantae; Streptophyta; Magnoliopsida; Caryophyllales; Amaranthaceae. The coding region runs from base 1 to 1512 and encodes 503 amino acids. Gene Ontology annotation, molecular function: aspartic-type endopeptidase activity; zinc ion binding; nucleic acid binding. Gene Ontology annotation, biological process: proteolysis. The transcript has 3 exons.